CAAGGUCUUUGAGACAGGGUGGUUUCUAGUGUGCCCUUUUCCAUCCAGAGCUGCAAUCUGGUCUCCUCUAGCUUUGACCAGCUGGGGCCAGCAAUAUCACCUCCACCCCAUUCGACACUGGAGGAAACUGGUCCAGAUUGCCCCUUCUGGACUCAGAGAAGUCUUCCAGCUCCUUUUUCUGGAGCCUGUGACACUCCAACCCCUUAUCUAAGAGGUGCGGCCACUGGGACCCUUGCUAGCUGGCAGAACCAUGCUUCACAACUCCAGCCACAGGGAAGACAUGGUCCAUGUGGAGAAGACCCGGAGGGAGCAGGACAGGGACAGGGAAGGGGUGUGGGCAGGGGCAGGGGGAGCCCUGGCCCCCAGUACCUCCUCCCCAUUCCCCCCUGAGCCUCCAGGGGCCUCAGGCAGUAUCAUCCCUGUCUACUGUGCCCUCCUGGCCACUGUGGUCCUCGGUCUGCUCGCCUACGUGGCCUUCAAGUGCUGGCGCUCACGUAAACAAAGACAGCAGCUGGCCAAAGCUCGGACUGCGGAGCUGGGGGCCCUCAACAGGGACCAGAAGCAUGGGGACAGCAGUGUCUUCCAGGACUCUCCUAGCGACCUGGAGCCCUGUGCCCCCAGCCAGGGUGAGCCCAUUUCCCCAAUCUGUAGUCCUUCAGACCUACCUAGUGCUGCCGCACCACAAAGCUUGUCUGACCCUCACGUGCCCCUCGUGUCUCCCAUCCCAGGGCUACAUCCUGAACUUGGCUGCCGGCUUUACCUCCAUCUCCCUCGACAGCAGCAGGAGGAAGUAGAACAGCUCCUGGAGGCAUUGGGUGAACCUGACAAAGGCUGGCGGGGCCUGGCGGACUGCCUGGGCUACCGGGCUGAGGUAGUGGAGACCAUGGCCCAGAGCCAGAUGCCAGCCUACACCCUGUUGAGGGACUGGGCUGUCCAAGAAGGCAGUGGUGCCACCCUCAGAGUGCUAGCAGAUGCCCUGGCUGCCAUGGGUCGUGAAGAUGUGGUCCGGGUCCUGGGCCCCCAGGCUGAGGACUGCUCCGCGGUGUGAGUGAUCCUCUGGUCUGGCCUCUCAGGGAACCUGCUCUGGUGCUCCCUACCACCCCACCUCAUACACCUUCCCUUUCACCGGCUUCCUGGCUUUGGUGACCUCGGCCUGCUCUGUUCUGGGGGAACACGGAAGAUCCAGGCACCAGUCACCUCCCCUCACCCUACCUUCCUCCCAGACAGGGACCAGGAUAUGGGGGUGGAGGGGUUGAUAGUGAGGAGUGGUCCUGCCCUCCUGAUCCCCACUCCACCUCCCCUUACUAAACCUCAACUGUUUUUUCUACUUUUGUAUCCCAUAUUAAAGGCAACUUUGUACUAUU
This is a messenger RNA of Hippopotamus amphibius kiboko, 1364 nucleotides long. RefSeq names its product death domain-containing membrane protein NRADD-like. The record is from RefSeq and is a predicted model, not a curated record. Gene Ontology annotation, cellular component: cell surface; plasma membrane. The transcript has 4 exons. Gene Ontology annotation, molecular function: nerve growth factor binding; coreceptor activity; death receptor activity. NCBI's taxonomy places the organism in Eukaryota, Metazoa, Chordata, Mammalia, Artiodactyla, Hippopotamidae. Bases 251 to 1048 code for a protein of 265 amino acids. Gene Ontology annotation, biological process: Rho protein signal transduction.